AUGGAUGUCGAAUUCGUGGAUCGUGAAUCGGAGCCCCGGAUGUUCCGAUUCAAUAAUUCGAAGUUUGUGGGAUUAACGAUAACCAUAGGAUGGGAAGCGAUUCCCAAACCUGUACUUCGGUCGAUCGUUCGCAGCAGGCAGGACCCUCUCGGGGCCGGGCAGCGUGGGAUUACCUGUGAGUGGACUUUGUUUUCAAGCAUUUGCAUGGCUUCCCACACAUGGCGUUGGCAGUGCCGGUGUGGGUGGGAAGGCCAUGAGAUUGCUGGUCUCAUACAUGGCGUUGGCAGUGCCGGUGUAUGGGAAGAGUAUGUAUAUUGCUUAGUAUCAUCACACAUGGCGUUGGCAGUGCCGGUGUGGGUGAUGAUACUGUCUGCGCGCGUAGGACUUGAUAUGAGAUUUGUGAGCUACACGUGGCGUUGGCAGUGCCGGCGUGUGAGCUAUGGAGUUCCGUCCCCCGGUUGGACUACUCAUCCCUGGACGCGGGUUCAUGUUCGAAAAUCCUGCGUACCAGCCAACAAUCCCCCGGUUGGAUUGUCUUCCCCGGUACAUUAG
Messenger RNA from Prunus armeniaca (apricot), 552 nucleotides. The record is from the annotation of a GenBank genome assembly. Lineage: Eukaryota; Viridiplantae; Streptophyta; Magnoliopsida; Rosales; Rosaceae.